Molecule: messenger RNA, 1333 nt
Organism: Drosophila grimshawi
Lineage: Eukaryota; Metazoa; Arthropoda; Insecta; Diptera; Drosophilidae
Product: flocculation protein FLO11
Exons: 1
Coding region: 143-1204 (353 amino acids)
Source: RefSeq, a predicted model, not a curated record
AAUUCGCACUCAAAUCGAGGAAACAAAAAGUGAUUGCAAAAAAAUGCAAAUUAAGCGGAAAUUAGAGAAAACCUAAAAUUUCCCAAGCACGUUUCGGAAAGUCCCACACACACACUAGACAAACACACACACACCCACAACAAUGGAGCUCAAAGUGGGCGAUUUGUGCGAGGAAUGCUUGCAGCGGGGCUUAAAUCACAAGCUGCGCUAUUUCUACGUAAGCAUGGAGGAUCAGCUGCUCAAGUGUGAAUCCCACCAGUGCCUCUGGCCACACAAUGAUCUCGUCUCCUCCUCCGACGACGAAGAAGAACAAGAGGAGGAUGUCAAUAGUGAUGCAGAUGACUUUAUAAAGACCCUGAUCCAACAGCUAGGACCAAAAACGGACCUAGCUUCAGAUUGCUACAGUGAAUCUCUACCGGAUUUAGGCCAGUCCAGCUCGAAUAACCAAAAUCCUCCUGCCUGGAACAGUAUUGACGAAAAGCAAACUGAUCAACUUGAAACUGCAAUCGCAACAGUAAAAAAUUCCAUGGCAGGUUUUCUGACUGAAUCCAGCUGCAAAACGGAAGUCUUAAGCGGGAAUCCCAAAGAGGAAUCGCCCAGCUGUAAAGUGCAGCAAGCUGCACGAAGCCCAGGAAAUAGUCAACAAGAAGCAGCAACAACUACUUGCCACAUACCCUUCACCAUUUCCAUAGGAGAUGCAGUGCUGUAUUCCCAAACGGAGCAAGUUGCUCCAAAUCCAGAGAAUAAGCAACAAGUUGCAGCAGCAACAAUUUGCGAAUCCGGCAACAUUCCCUACACCAGUACCACAGGCAAUGUACAAAUAAAGACUGACGACGCACCCAAGCCGAAUCCCUUCCAGCUGAUGCCUAAAAAGGCAUCGAUUGCUGUGCGCAAACAACUGACAGCAUCCGCACCCGCACCUGCACCCGCAUCCGCAUCUGCAACAGCAUCCUCUAAAGCCUUCAGCCAGGAGUUUCUCAAUGCGUUGAAGCGUUCGCCGGAAAAGCCGAGCAUUCGUCGUCGGGCAAGUCAGGGACGCACGCGGCGCCCGAGUGCUGCGUCCGAAGGCGGAGGUGUCUCUCGACCAGCAGGUGCCCAGCUGAGCACGCUGAUGGUGAAGCAGACGAUGGAACGCAUCGAAGCUGCCAGCAGAGAGAAGAUGAAGAUCGAAACGGAACUAAAUAAUAAACGAUGCCAAUUCUAAUCGGAAACACUUUGGAAUUGUUUGGGUAUUUUUUUUUACAUAUAAUUUCGAAAUAAAUUCGCAUAUGUAUCAAAAAUUUGCUGGUGCGCAGAAUGAAAACAAAUGCGGUUUAUUUAUAAAAAAAAAAAC